AUGGCUUUCGUCUUCUCUCGUCUCCUCCACUUCAUAGUCAGCUCCUGCAUAAUUUCCGUUCUUGGUGCGUUGUAUCAGAACCCGUCGCAAAUACCUGCCAACACCUUGUAUGACUACAUUAUCGUCGGAGGUGGUGCCGGUGGGGGAGUAAUCGUCAAUAGAUUGACUGAGGAGCCGGAAGUGAGGGUUUUGCUCAUUGAGGCUGGCUCUAGUGACUAUACGAACUUGGACAUCGAGGUCCCAGGGUUUGCGGCCACUCUCGCGGGAUCUCAAUUUGACUGGAACUUCACUACAGCAUCUAUGCCUGGUUACAAUGAUAGAUCUAUAGCAUACGCCCGUGGGUUCGUCCUCGGCGGGUCUACGUCAAUCAAUUUCAUGGCGUUCAAUAGAGGAUCAAGGGACGAUUUCGAUAGAUAUGCGACUUAUACGGGGGACGAUGGAUGGUCUUGGGACGGAUUGUACCCGUAUAUGUUGAAGCUGGAGACCUUGACACCCCCUGCCGAUGGUCGCGACACUACUGGAGAAAUCAUACCCGCUGAUCAUGGCACUGACGGUCCUGUCAUGAUAAGCCUCACUGGAUAUACCGAGGGUACAGACUCACUCGUUCUGAAUGCGUCCGCUGACCUGUCUUCCGAGUUCCCGUAUAACGAAGAUGUCAAUUCGGGAGACAGCAUUGGCAUCAGCUGGGCGCAGUGGGAUAUCGCUGAUGGCGCCCGCGAUGGAUCAGCAAGGGCAUACAUUGAGCCUGCGCUCAAUCGCUCCAACCUCGACGUCCUUGUGAACACCUCAGUAGCAAAGCUGAUUCGAAUCGGAACGGACAAUGAUCUCCCUAUAUUUCGUGGAGUACAGUUUGCACAGAACAACUCUGGUUCGGUGUACUUUAUGAAUGCGAGUCGCGAGGUCAUUCUUUCCGCAGGCCCAAUCAAGACGCCUCAUAUUCUCAUGCUCUCGGGCAUUGGCGACCCCUCUGUCCUAUCUGUGGUCGGCAUUGACACAAUUGUGGAGCUUCCGGAUGUCGGCCAAAACUUACAGGACCAUCCACUGCUUGCAAUAAACUGGGAAGUGACCUCUAACGACACAGUCCUCGAUAAUCUCACUCAGAACAGGACCUUUGCUGCCGAACAGCUCGCACUAUGGCAGACUAACAGGACUGGAUAUCUCGUCAACUCUGCGGGAAGUCAGUGGGGAUGGCUGAGGGUUCCGGCGAACGAAACGAGUGUUUACGGAGGUGGAAGUACUAAGGAUCCAAGCUCGGGACCUACGGCAGCAAAUUACUACGGACACUAUUUCAGCAUGCUCGUAAAUCUUGUCUCGCCCGCCUCUCGCGGCAAUAUUACUCUGACAUCCGCCGAUCCCUUCGCGCAUCCUCUCAUCUCCGCCAACUUGAUCUCACCCGAAGAACCACUCGACAUCCACGCCCUCGUCUACGCAGUUAAGGCAGCUCGUCGAUACGUAUCAACCCGAGCCUUUGACGGCUAUAUCAUUGAGGAGGUUGGAUCGAGUCUGAACGCGACCACGGACGAGGAGAUUGAGCAGUGGAUCCGAAAUACUGCUCAGACGGUGAAUCACGUCUCCUGCACAGUACCUAUGGGUAGGAAUGGGAGUGCGAAUGGUAUAGGCGAUGGUGCACUGGAAGUUGAUCUGAGAGUGAAAGGUACGGUUGGGCUGAGGGUUGUUGACGCUUCCGUCUUCCCUUAUAUUCCUGCAGCCCACACAAUGGGUCCGACCUUCAUAAUCGCGGAGCGUGCAGCGGACUUACUCAAGGCUGCCGAUAGUCGUUACAGCAGCGAAGGAGGUGCUGGAGUAGCGGGAGGUGUAGGAUGUGGCGUAGGGUUCACGACGACUACGCGGGGAAAGAGACUCGAUGUGGAUAUAGAGUUCGAUCCGGAGGGAGGUGUGGAUGGAGCAUGCGGAGAUUGCGCAGGUUGUGAGAGUAGCAUGCCCGGAAGGGGGGAUACGACGACGCAGGUGGAAUCGGGUCGUGGCGGUAUUGGGGACGCGUCACAGGAAGGCCUGGGCUGGUGA
Molecule: messenger RNA, 2025 nt
Organism: Stereum hirsutum FP-91666 SS1
Lineage: Eukaryota; Fungi; Basidiomycota; Agaricomycetes; Russulales; Stereaceae
Product: alcohol oxidase
Exons: 16
Coding region: 1-2025 (674 amino acids)
Molecular function (GO): flavin adenine dinucleotide binding; oxidoreductase activity, acting on CH-OH group of donors
Source: RefSeq, a predicted model, not a curated record